Salvia splendens (bonfire salvia) is the source of this 956-nucleotide messenger RNA. RefSeq lists its product as uncharacterized. Lineage: Eukaryota; Viridiplantae; Streptophyta; Magnoliopsida; Lamiales; Lamiaceae. The transcript is spliced from 2 exons. The coding region runs from base 224 to 613 and encodes 129 amino acids. The record is from RefSeq and is a predicted model, not a curated record.
AUUAAUCCAAUUCCUUGUUCCAACUGACGACCCCCAACUUUAAACCAUCAAUCCAUCUAUCCAUUUUAGUAUUCUAUUUGGCUCAAGAUUUUAAUUCAUGUAAAAGGGCUACGUCUAAUCCAGCAACAAAAUUGAGUCCAACAAAAAAGCAAUACGUCUAAUCCAGAAUGAGACUCGAAGCAACAGAUCGCCGACCAAGAAAUGACGAACGGUCAACUCAUAUAUGAAAAGCAAUACGCCGUUUCCGCCGAUUUUUGUUAAAAAUAAUAGCUCAAGGGCAUUUUCGGAAUUGAGGGGUAUGUUGAAGAACAUCCCCCAGAAAACGAGCUCAGCUUCAUCCUCUCUCUUUUCCUCCAUUUUGACGAAACCAGCCAAUGCCAUCUCCGCCUUGGUCUCCACCAUUCGAGUGCCGGAAUCAAUCCACGAUCUCCAAAUCAGCGUCGCACCAGCGCAGCUUGCCCGCGAGCAAGGGGUAGUCCUGCAGGACUCUUCCGAGAGACUCUUUAAUCUGCCCAACAACCAGCCAUCCGGAGUCCUCGGAGGAGCCCUUGUUGUAGCAGAGAAGCAGGUGGAAGCGCCGCUGCAGCACCGCCGCCGAUCCCGCAUUCUGUGAAACCGUGAUUCUGCGCGAUUGUCGUGGAUCUGUUGGCUUUGUUGGAACCACUGUUUGAAUUGCUUCCACGCGCACUUUGCCCACCGGAGUUGCCAUUAUUUUUUUUGUUUUCAAGAUGUUGUGGAUGAAUUUCAGUGGCAAUAGCUUCAGUGUUGAAUAAUUAUAAAUUUGACAAUACAAAUUAGUGUAACCAAAUAAGGAGUUACUGCUUAGAUGGUGAUCGGAGGACAUUUUAUUCUUGGUUAAAAUAAACAAGAGUGUUAAAUAAGUGUUUGCUAGAGUGUGUUACUAAGUCUCAUUUCAUUCUUUGUCAAAGCAACUCCUAAUUCAUUCGAUGAUUUUA